Messenger RNA from Callorhinchus milii (elephant shark), 2333 nucleotides. Its product is annotated as vascular cell adhesion protein 1. Gene Ontology annotation, cellular component: membrane. The record is from RefSeq and is a predicted model, not a curated record. The transcript has 7 exons. NCBI's taxonomy places the organism in Eukaryota, Metazoa, Chordata, Chondrichthyes, Chimaeriformes, Callorhinchidae. The coding region runs from base 129 to 1721 and encodes 530 amino acids. Gene Ontology annotation, biological process: cell-cell adhesion.
GCUCCCGCGUCGCCUCACAGCCACCAAACCGCCCUCGCGGUCUCCGCUCCGGGUUCAGCCCCAGUCUCACCUCCAUCAGCUCCGCGGUCAGUCCCCCGGGGGUGAAGCCUCGUGUCGCUGUGUCCGUGAUGCCGAGCACCGGGUGCGGGCUGGCGGUCAGCCUGUUGCUGAGCCUCUGCACAGCAGGCGCCACCUUUGAGUUGGAGGUGCGCCCGGGCCGGGAGGUGUGGGCGCGGGAGGGGCAGCAGGUCACCCUGAGCUGCCGGAUCUCGGGUUGCCUCGAGCCCAGCCCCAGACUGUUCUGGUCGAAAAGUGGAGACUCCGUUGUAGGGGGAAAACAGACAAGUGACGAGUCCAACUACCAUCUGACCUUUGACGCCGUGACCUUGAAAAACCAAAACGGCUAUUACUGCAAAGCCGCCUGUGGCGAUGUUUACGAGGAGAGACGUAUCUCUCUCUACAUUUACUAUUUACCCAGAACUCUCCGUCUGGAGCCGUCUGGCCCGGUGUGGGCUGGUGAACAGGUCAGUUUGAUCUGCCACGUGGACAUGGUCUAUCCCAUUGAGGACCUCAAGGUGGAGUAUUUUAAAGGGACGGAGCUGUUAGAGACAAUCUCUUCAGAUCGUUUGUCACUUCCCGAAUCUUCACAGUCAAUCAACCACCAGCUGACUCCUGCGAUGGAAGAUCAUGGGAAAAACCUGAGUUGUGUAGCCUAUCUGAAAAUUGGCAAGGAGGUUGAGAGUGCACAGGGCAGCUUCAUUCUGGGCGUUCACUAUGGUCCCCUGAAUAUUACGCUCAACCGAGCAGCAAUUUCUACGGCAACUAAAGGUCAGGAUAUAACAGUGACGUGCUCCACCCAAAGUAAUCCUCCCGCUAACAUCAGCUGGAGCAAGCUCUGGCCUGAGGGCUGGUUACCAGUUUCAGCUCAAGAGGCAACGCUGAAGCUAUAUGAUGUCGGCUUCUCUGAUUCCGGCACCUAUCGAUGUGAAGCCAGCAAUGGUCCGAGGAAAGAAACCAAGGAGCUGCAAAUCCAGAUUGAAGGAGCACCCAGUGGCACCAGGCUGUCCAUCACCCCGUCCGUUGCGAAGCAAGGAGAGAAUGUGACCAUCGCCUGCACCACCAGUAGUUACCCCUUGGCUCAAUUUGUCUUGAGACAAUCAGGGAGCAGCCUCCCCAAGCUGCCUUCAUCCGAUGGGACAUUCACAAUCACCUCAGUGCAGUCUGCAAAUGCUGGCCAGUACGAGUGUGAGGCCACAAACUCACUGGGGAAAGAUACAGCAAGCGAGAAGCUGAGUGUGCAAGUUCCUCCUCAGAACCUGCUGGUCGUAGUCUCUCCUUCCAGUACCUUCCGUGAGGGAUACAACCUGACCUUCAACUGUACGGCAGACAGCAGCUCCCCCACUCACUACACCUGGACGAAACUGGGCAAUGAGUCCAUGCUCUCCUUGAGCAACAGCUUCACCCUCUGGAACGCCAGGGCUUACCACGCAGGUGUUUACCAGGUGGAGGUCAGAAAUGAGCUGGGGAGCAUGACUGGGACCGUGGAGAUCAUAAUCAAAGGAGAGAGGACAGACGAGGGUCCGGAGCUGGGGUCUCUGGGGACCUACCUGAUGGUGGGGGGCAUGGCGCUGGCGGGAGGUGGUCUCGUCACCGGCCUCUGGUGGUUCCGCAAGAAGAUGCUGGCAGAUUCGUUCAGCCCUGUGUCCGGACAGAUCCCGUGAGUCACGCUGUCCUGACAGACUUUCCUGGCAGUGAUAGCUUCUGUCGAGUUGGGCACCAGGCAUGUGAGAGUAAUGCUGUCGUUGACCCAUACUGUACUGAGCAAGAGCUAAGCCUGUGGGCAAGAGGUACUGAGCUUAGCUCAGGGUCAGGGCUGCACAUUACUGAUCAGCCCUAUUGGUAGGCAUUGCCCCGCUCACUGACACUCAGGCUUAAUUCUGGGCUUGCAAUGUUGUUGGGGGGGGCUGUUUAAUUUAAUUGAGAAUGUUGUUUGUGUCUGGACAACAGGCCGUGCACAGAGCUAAGCUUUGAUCACACGGCAAAGGGACUGACUUACAGCGGAGGAUUUACUGGAAAUUCUGCUUGUGGUUUAAAACUUUUCCACAGAGUAAUCGGCCAACAAAUAGUCAUUGCACUUUAUGAUAUAUUCUGUGAAGUCUUUGCAAUGGGAUGAUAUGACUAAAUCAAAUGUAAGGAUUAUUAUUAUUUACCUGUAAAUAUUUCAGCUUGUCCUGCACUUUCUGAGGAUUGAAAAGUGAUAUUUAAAAUCAGAGCAGCAUUUGUCUGCACCUGGAGAUGAUUUUAAUAAACGAAUGUUCAUUAUUCUACCUGUA